Messenger RNA from Elephantulus edwardii (Cape elephant shrew), 396 nucleotides. RefSeq names its product serum amyloid A-2 protein-like. The record is from RefSeq and is a predicted model, not a curated record. Lineage: Eukaryota; Metazoa; Chordata; Mammalia; Macroscelidea; Macroscelididae. Gene Ontology annotation, cellular component: extracellular region. Bases 1 to 396 code for a protein of 131 amino acids. The transcript has 3 exons.
AUGAAGCUUUUCACAGGCCUCAUGAUCUGCUCCUUGGUCCUGGGAGUCAGCAGUCAGAACUGGUUGACCUUCAUCCCAGAGGCUGUUCAAGGCACCUGGGAUAUGCUUAGAGCCUAUUACGACAUGCGAGAAGCCAACUACAUAGGUGCAGACAAAUACUUUCAUGCUCGAGGGAACUAUGAUGCUGCACCAAGGGGACCUGGGGGCGCCUGGGCUGCCGAAGUGUUGAGCGACUUCAGAGAGAAUACUAUGGGAAGAGUCACAGACUUCUUUAAGCAUGGAGAGAGCGGUCAUGGAGCAGAAGACUCGAAAGCUGACCAGGAGGCUAAUAAAUGGGGGCGGAGCGGCAAAGACCCCAAUCACUUCAGACCUGCUGGGCUACCUGACAAGUACUGA